CUUGCAGCACGAUGUUUUGCAGGACGUCGGCAGUGUUUACGGAAUGAAGACAAGUUUUGCUCUCAAUGCAGCAAAGACAUUAACUGGGGCAUUGUACAAAUUAAGAAAUUAAUAAAGAAUGUGAAGGAGUGUGCUGUGGUCAAACUGAGCAGAAUUUGAAGAUGGAUGUACUACAAGCCACUAAAUAGUCAACAAUAUAACAGACUUCUGAAUCAACAUUUUAACUACCAGCACCAUGAGACAAAGGCAGUUUUUCUUCGUGGUACUAAUCAUCAUGACCCUUGCAAUAAUAACAUUUAUGUCAUAUAAUCUUCACAGUACUACUAAACGUCAUUCACCAGCACUGGCAAACGAUUUAAGACGCCUAGCAGUAGACCUUUCUGAGACACAACGCAGCUUGGUACAUUUACCUUUGCAAUUCUACAAAGUUGGAGAAAGUAUUCAGCUUGUAAAGCAUUUGAUAAAAUCUGUGGAUGGACAAUGGGUGCAAGAGGACAAAGUUUCCAACAGUCCCCCGUCAAAAAAGUAUGUUACUAAGAGAGAGGUUUGUCCUGAGAAAUAUAUGGGAAAGGAUUCUGCUUAUGGCUUUCCAUUUUAUAGGAAAGGUUUCGAGGGAGAAAAUUGUACAGACUUUGUUCCAAUUGACAAGCUUGUGACUAUGGUUGCGACAUCACCGAAGGAACUAUCACAGGAAGAACUACAAAAACUGUUUGAAGGAAUUGCCACAUAUUAUCCAAGAGUUCCAGUAAUAUUUAUGUUAAACAAAACUUUUAAUUUCGAGAGGCUGAAAAAACCAAGUUUAAAUCUCAGCUUCACGGCAUUUGAUGACCUUAUGCAUGGAGCAACAUGGUCCAAGAUACUCAAGAUGGUAACCACACCGUAUGCACUCUUUGCCCCAGAUAUCAUGUACUUCACUGAUGAUGUUAAUCUUGAACGCCUUGUUCGGGUACUGAGUGAAAACAGGGAUACCAUCAUUGCAGGAGGAAGUCAUAAGAAUCAACGGGGGGAGUGGGACAAUAGCUGUCGUCAAGUGCAAUUCAGAAAUUGGACUGCAUAUUUUGCAGACGGGUAUUACCACUCGUUUAAUGAUUGUAUAGCAUGUGAUGUGCUGCUUGGUCCAUUCAUGACAAAAACCAAACAACUCCAGGAUCUUGGAAUUGAUCAAAAAUUACAUUUUGGUGCCUUUCACGAUUUAUUCUGGCGAUUAAAGCUCAAACAUCCAGAGAAAGUUGUUGUCAGCUGUCCUGAUGUCAUGUUCGACACUUAUGAGCCAGAAGUUCCGGAUGAGAAAUAUGACGCCUUGGUUAAAAAGUGGGAUGUGAAGAAAUGGGUGGAAUCAAAUGGACGAGUGCGUUGGUAUGGAUGCAGAAGAGGUACACACAACAGUAAAUCUUCCUGUGGUAUACCAGGCAAAGGAUUCACUGUUCCUCCUUGUGACUUGGAGAAUCUUGCUGACAUAGUCAAGUUUAUCAUGAGGGAAUGUGAAAAUACUGGGAUUCACUGUCAACUAAAUGCAGGAACACUAUUAGGAGCUGUUAAAUUUAAGAAGAUUUUGCCAUGGGAACGUGAUGCUGACGUGUACUUUAUUUCUGACAAUUACACGGCAAUUCAAAAGCUUCGUCCGAGGUUUGAAGCCGCAGGCUAUACGUUUAAAGAUACAAAAGGGACUGAAUGCUGCACAAAUGGACGUCGCACAUCUGGCAUUUUUUUAAUCUAUGGAAAUGGCUGGAAAGUUGACUUUUACGGUAGACCAACCCUGGAGGCUGAGAUACUUGUGGCCAAUGGUCAGCAGCCCACCAAAGUGAUGUUAGCUGGUCAGUGGGUUACUGCAACGCGCAAUCCUGGACUUGUUGCACGUAAUCGGUAUGGACCAAACAUGUAUCACCAUGUAGAGCAUUGGUCUAUUGUAGGAAAUACACAUGGGGAUGCGUUAUACAAAUCGGGUGUCUGGAACAAAUGUCCCAAGCCGGGACACACGGGGUGUCUAAACCAGUUCCAAACUGAUGGCGAUCGACAGUUUGGUGACCACUUUAUGACCUAAAUUGCUUUUCACUCCAAGAACACGGAAUGGAAAAACAGAGGGGGUCAAAUUUUGACAUACGCAUCAAACUAGCUGUUUAUAGUAAGUAAGUAAGUAAGUAAGUAAGGACUUUAUUUAUAGAGGGGGACACGUAACAGCUGAAUAGCAGACA
Messenger RNA from Stylophora pistillata, 2192 nucleotides. RefSeq lists its product as uncharacterized. Lineage: Eukaryota; Metazoa; Cnidaria; Anthozoa; Scleractinia; Pocilloporidae. The record is from RefSeq and is a predicted model, not a curated record.